CACCCUCAUGUUUCAGUCGUAUGUCCUCUCCCGGCUUCCGUAGACAUUCCUCCACUGUCAGUUAGUGUGCGGCGGUGACAGACAUCCAUCGGUCAGCCAACAAUCCUGCUCCAAGUGUAAACUAUGGAAGAAAUAAACAACAUUGAAGUCACUCCGUGCACAGAGUCCGACUAUCUGAAACCGUUCAGGGUGCACUAUAACCAGAAUGGCACAAAGAAAUCCUGGGACUUCAUGCGAACCCAUGAUAGUGUAUCAGUGCUGAUCUUCAACACCAGCUCACACUGUUUUGUCCUUGUCAAGCAGUUCCGUCCAGCUGUAUACAUGUGCGAGUGGGAAAGGAAGAAGACGCAGCCGCCUCAGUCUGCCGAAAAAACUGAGGAGGGCGCCUCCGAAGCCGCCGCCACCGCCCCCGAAUCUCAGGAGGGCCAGUCGGCCCCAGAGGGGGAGAGCUCUUCCGAGUGGCCCCCGGCUACAGCGGGGGUCACCUACGAGCUCUGCGCCGGCCUGGUGGACAAACCCAACCUAUCUCUGGAGGAGAUCGCCCGACAGGAGGUGCUGGAGGAGUGUGGCUACGAUGUGCCCGCCUCUAAACUGAAGAGGAUUACUUCUUACAGGUCAGGCGUAGGUGUAACGGGGGCCAAGCAGACCAUGUUUUACGCCGAGGUGUCCGACGACAACUGCGUGAGCGCAGGUGGAGGUGAGCCACGCGAGGGAGAGCUUAUCGAGGUGGUGAAAGUCCCGCUGCACGAGGCCAUGACGUUUGCCUACGACGAGCGUAUACCCAAAACCAUGGGCGUCAUUUUUAGUUUCAUCUGGUUCCAUAAUAACAUGUCUCCCAAGUACAAGAUCUCUACCAAUGUGUAACUAGUAUUAACCAACCCUCUUUAUACCGUUUAUUCCAAAUUAAAUCAAACACUGGGCCAGCACAUCCACUCUUCCCCUCAUGGCUCUUCAUCCUGUAUUGCCUUUUUGCUUAUUGGUACAUGAUGAAAGGUGGGCCCCUUGUCUUGUUGCCAACAGGUAUCUUUAAGUUGUGUCCUGUUUACCUUUCUUUUUUUUUUUGAGUUUCAUGUGGUCUUAAUAUUUUUCCUAAAAACAAAUUUGCCAUAGCUGGUUGUCACUGGCACAUUUCUCCUCUUCUUGAUGAUUUAUUUUUUUAUUUUUUUUAUCAUUUCAUUUACUGUGCCAUCUGUGAAAUGGCUGCAUAUCACUGAUUUCAUUUGCCUGCCCUUGAUUAAAGGAAUACUCCACUGCUUUUAGUGUAAGCUCUUGAAUGUUACGUUAAAUUCCAACUUGUUUGAAGCAUUCCUACAACACCCAGCAUUCAUUGCAAUCUCCGAGGCUAAAUGAGCCAUGUGCACCCUGUUAGCUAAACAUUUUAGCGUGCUAAUAUGUGCAUCGGAGUUGACGCAAACCGUUCUACUUGCCUGACAAAGUGUGCCAGAGGAAUUUUGCAUCUGAUAUGAUCAUACACAUCAUAUGAACAAUGGCUACUUUUUGUACUUGAACUAUUAAAGAUAUAGAUAUAUAUAUAUAUAUAUAUAUAUAUAUAUAUAAGGUUAAAACAAACAAACAGCGGAGUAUUCCUUUAAUCCAUGAUCCAGUAAUGCAAAAACUAUGCUAGUCAAUGGUGGGGCCUUGUAACGAUUGAGGUGUUCGGUGCGUUUUAACCACCACUUGAUCAAGCAUGCCUCAAUUAAUUUCUUUGAUCCACAGCCUUUAAGCAAUACUUGCGAUAGUUCCCCCCCCCCCCAGGCUAAACAAUCACUCGGUGUCACUGAAAUCUUCAUGAAGUCAAACCAGUGGACACGUUUUCUUCUUCUUCUUCUACAAGCAAAGUAGAAAAUGUGAGUUAGAUCCCAGAAAGCAGACACCUACCGAACAUUGCACCAAGGGCCAACUUUACUUUUAAGACUCAUCGCUCUCAAGCACAAUCCUGCGAUGUGUCACCGACAUCUGGCCUGUAACUGUCUAUGAAUAGUUUAGAUUUAGUUUGAGAAGGAGUUCUUUUCACUCUGAUGCAUAUUGUUUCUGAGAUGAAGACAGACCGGACGUACAGCAGAGACUGUAUUAAAGCUAAAUCUGCUAUUUUAGGGUUUUACCAUAAUUAAAGUCAUUUCUAGAGAGUUAAUUUUAUACCCAGCUCAUUUAAAAAAAAAAAGGACUUAAACCAUCUUAAGAGUUUUGCCUUUGGUCAUUAAUUCAUUUCAAAUCUCGGAUGCUCAUUAACACACGAACCUAAUCUCACAAAGUGAAUCUCAACAGCAGUUUGCCAAAAUCUCAGGUCCAAAUAGUCAAACUUUUGGUCAUAUUCAGGGUGGAUCUCUGGAUGUGACGAUGACCAGCGUGUUGUUAUCUUUCAAAAUCACUUGCAGCUUAAAGGCAACACAGUUCUUACUAUAUGUUAGUGUUUUUAUUUUCGUCAUUCAAAAAGGGCUGGUACUUCAUUUAUUAAUCAAUAUGUGAAAAAGGAAGAAAUUCCCCCACCUUGUAGUUUUCUUAAAAAUAUGCAAAGACAAUACUGUUUUUAGAAAAUGAUCUUUCACUUAAAACAGAUAACAUCUCAUUAUUUAUACAUUAUUAUUAUUAUUAUUAUUAUUACAGGUAGAUGAUGAUGACGAAGUCUGCUUGGUGCACCUGCAGAGUUUGGAAGUGAUGUAGAGAUAUUAAAAGCUGCCUGAUGGUUUGUUGACUACAGAACACGAUGAAAACGAGCUGUACGUUAGGUAUUAUUCAGAAGAGUUCAAUGUAAUAAUACCGUGAACAUAUUGAAAUCAUAAAUAAAACUAAAUCUAGCCUCCAUAAUACAACUUACUGUUGAUGUGUUUGUCUGACCUCUGGUGUGAACUACUCCAGGUGAAUACGAGCAUCAGUCCAUGAUUCAUUUUUUGUUCUUCUGGGCUUUUUGUGCCGGAGGAACAUCUGACAAUCAAAUGUUGAACGUUCGUCUUCUUUUACCCAUAAAACCUUGUGUUCUUUGGGGCCUGUGUUAGGUGUGUGUACUUGUUCCUCCUGAAUCUCACAGCGGCUCUCUUAGUUUCAGGCAUAACAAAGGUGGUUAUUUUGGUGCCACUUGUUUUUAUCUCCCUAAACAAACAAAAGUCAAGAGAAUUUGACGUCAAAUAUUUGAGGAGUCAUUUCCACUCAGACUGUGGGAGUAUAUGCAGAAACACUUAAGCCAUAUUUAUCUCCCCCUACGCCCCGAUCACUGAGCCUCUCUGUCUGUCCCUCGCAGAUCAUUCCUUCACGUAGGAUCCAUUACUGGAGCUGCUUGAAUUGUUUUUAUUUAGUCCACUCGUUCAUAUUUUCUCACCCAAAUCCAGCACUAAAUCAGAUUCCCUACAAACUACAGGAUGUAUCCACUUAAAUAAAUAAUAAAAAGGGACACACACACCGUAACACCAACAGGGCUUUUUAAACGAUAUUUUCUUAACUCCACUUGAUAUCCAGCCACCAUAAUAUUUUUAAAUAUUUUUUCAGCUUUCAGAAAGUUAUUUUUUUGGCACCUAACCCUCAUGGGAUCCCUUCCCCUCCAUCUUCUUCCAUGUGACGAUCCUUUCUUUAUGUUGAACAAGGUCUACGUGGAUCUCAGCACUUAAAGAGUCCCAAUGGUGCUCACAAUCAUCUUUGUUUGUCAUCUCGUGAUAAUCGUGAGAUGAAACCAUCUUUGGUAAAUAAUUGAACAUGGUCACUUUUUUUUGUCUUGGAAUGACUCGUUAGAAAAUUAUCUGUUGCCCACAUUUUAAAUGGGUUAGCCAUAAUCAUUCCAAAAAUUAAUAUUCCUCCGUGUAUUUAAAAAGAAAAAUCUCCGUUUGCUGAAAUGAGAACAACUGCUUCUGAUUUGGCUCCGUGUAAAACAAAGCCAUUUAAACGUUUAAGGCCGGUCUGUAACUUCGUGUGCCUGUCGAAUGUGGAGAACUGCCAUUUGACUUCUCUUAGGCUUGUCACUGUGGCAUCAGCCAGCAAGCCAGCGCCGGUACAUAUUCCUCCACACCUUCCCACCGGCUAUUAUCUGGAAGACGAGUGCAUUUAGUGAACAUAUGUCCUCGGUGAUUGACGAAAAGUGGCGUCCCCACAAAUAGAUAGCAGCUGCCGGUGGGAGGGAUCGAGGCUAACGUCUUUCUAAUAGAGAUUUCAGCAGAGAAUUCGGCUGCCAAAAGAAACACAACCAGCGUGUCAGCACUUCAGGUUCAGCCGGUUCAGCCAGCUUCUCUAUAGGCAGAUAAAUAUACAAUGGAAAUUUUAAUUUAUGUGAGGCCUGUAUUUUUAUUUUUUGUUCAGCCUGUGGAGUCAAAACUCACGAGUUGAUCUGUUAUCAGACCUGCUGUCUAUUUUAUACUCAACCAUUUUUUAUUAGUUUUAUAAGCUAUUCAGAUGUGACGGGCUAUGUUUUUAUAAUCUCAUUUAGUUUCAAACUUGUGUGUUUUUCAGUGUAAAAUGUUUAGUUUUUUUUUUUUUAGUUUAAAGCCAAACUACACCUUCAUAGUGUCGACUUUAUUCUAAUGGAAGCCAUGUAAAUCACCGACACUGGUGAUGGGCAGUGUUCUUCGAGGACUUAAAGGAAAAGUUUGACCUUUUUAGAAAAUUGGUUAUUUGCUGUGAGUGUGAGAAGAUCGCUGAUCUUUAACGUCUUACGGUAAAUGUGAAGUUACAGCCAACAGCUGGCUAGCUUAGCUUAGCAUAACAACUGGAAACAGGUGGAAGCUGCUUGCUGCUGCUACCAGCAUGGUAAUUAACACAAAAAAAGUGCGGUUUCCAUAAGUGAAAAACAACGCGUGUAUCCGCCCCCCCGUGAUUUGGAUCCGCUCCAUGAUUUAAGGGGUUCUUCUGUGGCCCGUGUUACACACUGCCACCAAAUUUCUUGAAAAUCGGACAAGUAGUUUUCCCGUAACACUGCUGACAAACAAAACCAAAAACACAUUGGUGGAGGUAAUUCGGGAGCGUUAGCUUACAGCGUUGGCUAACUGUUUCCCCCUGUUUCCAGUCUUUGUGCUAAGCUAAGCUAACCAGCUGCUCCCUGUAGCUUCAUACUUUCUUACACGGCCAUGAAGUCGUAUAAAUCUUCUCAAAUAUCUCGCGACAAGAAAGCAAAUAAGCGUUUUUCUCAAAAUGUUGAAUUCUUAUUUUUUUUUAAGUCUCCCACCGCGACAAGCCUAACCUUCCCCUCUACGACAAAAGUAAAUGCACUUUUGACGGUGUGGAGUUAGGUUGCAGACUGUGCCACUGGUAAGCCAUAUGCUACUUCUAUUGAAUAAAAAAAUAAACAAACACAUGAGGUAAGUACAUGGUUGUAUAAUUCAUUCUUGCCUAUGCUGGAUAUUAACCAUUAGCCCGGCAUUGGACAUUUCUACCUCCAUCACUCAGGCACAUAACGAAAAUAUGUUGUGUCCGUUUGCUUGCUACUAAAGCGCUGACAUAUCAACUUCUCAGCAACAUGUCCGAAAUGUCAUCACUCAGCGGUUCUCUGUGACAGAACACUUAAUUAAUCGGUACCAGACUUUUGUAGAUGUACCCCCAUGGCUAUGCUGUAGUUGCUUCUUCAACUGUGAUCGUUUUUUUAUUUUCUUCUGUUAAUGGUUUGUGCACCGUUUGACGAUUAAAUACUGUAUUUUCAAUAGUCAUGAGCUGAGCAACAGUGAAUCAUGAACAUGUUUUUUUAAAGGUGCUAUGUGUAGUAUUCUCUCAUUUCUAAUUAUAACUCGGACCUUUGACAGUUCAAACAUUACGUCUGGUGAUUUAGGUUGAAGUCACGUUUGCUUCUCUCGUGGAUAUUCAGACGCAACAGAGGAAGGGAUCAGAUUUGCCGCCCUUCAGCGGUUAUCAGUGACUGUAAAGUGUAGCACAUGAAAAUCCUACACAUAACACCUUUAAGUGAAAGAAAUAUCUUUUUUUUUUUCAUGGUAAAGAAAUUUAUCCAAUUGUGAUUUUAUUUUUCUUUCACUGAAUUUGUGUUUUUAAGAAAAAUAUUUUCUGGAUUUAAAAAAAAGUACAAACACAAACAUUGCAGUUUUACGGAGUUAUCAUGUAUUUUAUGCUUUAUUAAGAGUGUGUACUCAUUGUGGGCAGUGUUUUCAGUAAAGUUUCAAUCUUGUUAAUUUAUUACCUAAAUGUUGAAAUAUUAAAAACUUUUAAAACAUGACACUUGGUACAAACAUACAGUAUAUAUUUAAAUAUGAUACUUUGCAUGUGCACUAACUGUGUUGGAUUAAACUGCAUUAAGUUGAAAUAAAAUGGGUUUCAUGCCCAAAAUGUU
Cottoperca gobio is the source of this 6253-nucleotide messenger RNA. RefSeq names its product nudix (nucleoside diphosphate linked moiety X)-type motif 14 (gene nudt14). NCBI's taxonomy places the organism in Eukaryota, Metazoa, Chordata, Actinopteri, Perciformes, Bovichtidae. The record is from RefSeq and is a predicted model, not a curated record. Bases 124 to 864 code for a protein of 246 amino acids. The transcript is spliced from 5 exons. Gene Ontology annotation, biological process: nucleoside phosphate metabolic process; ribose phosphate metabolic process. Gene Ontology annotation, molecular function: UDP-sugar diphosphatase activity; metal ion binding.